AUGUCUUUCAAGUCUCUCCUCAGCUUGGCUGCUGCGCUUGCCGCCGUGCAGGCAUCUCCAGUCACCACAGUGUCAACUUCCUCGUCUGCUUUCACUAGUCAGUGCACCGGCGCUGGACUGAGCCAGGAUCAAUGCAACCAGCUCAAUGCUGUUGCAAGCCUGAACGGCGUUUCUGGUGGUAACGUUGCAGUGACCGCCGUCAACAACGGCCAGCCCUUCCUCAACGUGUGCCUGAACUUCGGUGUUUCGACCAGCAACUGCGCUGCCUUGCUCAACGAUGCCAUCAUGAACGGGAACAACAUCGACAUCGACCUGCCAACAUUGCAGAAUCUCAUGUCGUCCAUGGGCGUGUCGAGCAUAGUCACAAAUCUUGUCGGCAACCUGGCCUGCACGACGGGCAAUGGGCUCAUCCAGCUUCCCCCCAACUUCCUGCCAUCCACCCUGCUGCCGUCUGUCUUGCCUUCGAUUGCCACAACGAACAUCCUGGCCUCGCUCCUUCCUACCUCGAUUCCUGCAGUCACGCUACCAACUUUGGGUGUGUCAACGCUUCCAACGAUCUCAGUCGGCUUGUCAACGCCAGCUCUGUCCGUUGGCCUGCCAACCAGCGCCAUCACCGCUUUGCCGACUUCGCUGAUCCCUGGCUCUAUUCUUUCAUCGGUACUCAGCUCUCUUCCACUGGGUGGCGGCAACCCGACAGUCUUGCCUACCAGCGUCCUGCCAAGCAAUAUCGUUUCAAGCAUCUUGUCCGGUCUGCCAACUUCGGUCUUGACCAGCCUGCUGCCAACAUCGGUGGCUGGUGGUCUACCCACGGCAAUUCCAACAAGCGUCUUGCCCACAUCUUUGUUGUCGAGCAUCAUCGCCUCCAACCCAGCACUUGGAUUGUCAACAGCACUCCCGACUAGUGUCAUCCCCUCGAACAUCCUCUCGAGUAUCAUCUCUGCUAUUCCAACCUCUGUUGCUCUCCCGACGGUCAUCCCAACUAGUGCCCUGCCUACGGCCGUGUUGUCGAGCAUCAUCGCCUCCAACCCAGCACUUGGAUUGUCAACAGCACUCCCGACUACUCUUCCAACUGGAGCCGGUCUCUCCGUUGGCGCCUCAGUAGCGCCGACAUCAGUUGGCGUAUCGCUCGGUGCAUCGAACGUUCUCCCAACCUCCCUCCUGCCGUUGCCUACAUCGGUGGGCGUCUCCGUAGGCCUCGGAUUACCCACGGUCCUGCCUACCUCGCUCAUACCCACGGCUCCUCUGUCGUCUAUCAUUGCGAACAACCCGACCCUCAUCGGCUCGACAGCCAUACCCACAUCGCUCGUGCCCACUUCUUUGUUGAGCUCGGUUCUCAGCGCCAAUCCGACCCUUCUGCCGACCACUGUAGGCCUUCCUACCGCUUUGCCCACCGCAGUGAUCCCCUCGCAGGUACUGUCCUCCAUUAUCGCUAGCAACCCUGCGCUCGGCCUCUCCACAGCUAUUCCCACCUCAGCACUUCCAACGGCGGUCAUCAGCUCCGUGCUCUCCGCAUUUCCAACUCUGAUCCCGACGACUGCGCCUGGCGUGUCCCUCGGCGUCUCUGUUGGCCUGCCAACCGUUUUGCCAACGAAUCUCCUGCCAACAUCUGUGCUCUCUUCUCUUGUCUCUGUCGAUCCAGGCCUUGGAGCAUCGACCGCUCUGCCUACAUCAUUGAUUCCGACCUCAGUGAUUAGCUCAGUGCUCUCGGCCAACCCAACGCUCGUCUCAACCAGCCCUAUCCUCUCGGUUGGCGCCUCUCUUGGCCUUCCAUCGCUACUCCCUACCAACGUCCUCCCUACAAGCAUAGUGGCCUCGAUCGUCAUCGGGAACCCUUCGUUGGUCCAAUCGACGGCGCUUCCAACAAGCUUGAUCCCUACGUCGGUGAUCAGCUCAGUCCUCUCGGCCAACCCUACCUUGGUACAGACCACAGCUCCGGCCCUUUCCGUUGGUCUCUCCCUUGGCCUCCCAUCCCUACUCCCUACCAACGUCCUCCCCACAAGCAUAGUGGCCUCGAUCGUCGUAGGGAAUCCUUCGCUAGCCCAAUCGACGGCGCUUCCAACAAGUUUGAUCCCUACUUCGGUGAUUAGCUCAGUACUCUCGGCCAACCCUACCCUGGUUCAGACCACAGCCCCCGCGCUUUCCGUCGGUCUGUCCCUGGGCUUGCCGUCCCUAUUACCUACCAACAUCCUCCCGAGCAGUGUUGUAGCCUCUAUUGUGGUGGGGAAUCCUUCCCUAGCCCAGUCGACGGCGCUUCCAACAAGUUUGAUCCCUACGUCCCUGCUUAGCUCGGUGCUUUCGGCCAAUCCCACUCUGGUACCAAAGACUACAGCCCCUGGCCUUUCCAUCGGUCUCUCGCUAGGCCUACCAUCUCUUCUACCUACCAACGUGCUCCCUACCAGCGUUGUCGCAUCGGUGAUCGUCGCAAAUCCUUCACUUAUCCUCUCAACGGCACUUCCAACGAGCCUGUUGCCAACUUCCUUAAUCAGCUCGGUGCUUUCGGCCAACCCUACUCUCCUUCCCACGGUGUUGCCGACCUCUAUCGUCCCGACCUCCAUCUUAUCUAGCCUGCUCUCUGGCGUCCCGAGCUCAGCACUGCCCACCAACAUCCCGGUGUCUGCUCUCCCCACAUCAGUCGUAUCCGCGAUCCUCUCGGCCCUGCCUACAUCGAACGUUGGGGCACUUCCCACAUCUGUUGGCGUGACAGCGAUUCCAACUUCUCUGGUCCCGAGCUCCAUCCUUUCGAGCGUGCUUUCGGGUGUGCCAUCAUUCGCACUCCCAACGGCGAUUCCCACGAGCGUGCUUCCCUCGAGCGUGGUAUCUUCCAUUCUCUCCGGCCUGACUACCUCCGUGGCCGCGCCAACGGCCGUCACACUUGUUCCAACUUCUCUGGUUCCUUCAGGGAUUUUGUCUUCCGUACUCUCAGGCAUACCUUCAUCGGCACUUCCGACCGUCAUCCCAGCAACGCUUCUGCCAUCUUCGAUCAUUUCAUCGAUCAUCAGCAACAAGUUGCCAACAGCGACCUUGCCAACAGUCGUCGCGACCUCUCUUGUGCCGACAUCUAUUCUCUCUAGUAUUCUCUCUGGUGUCCCAACCAACGCUCUACCCACGGUCGUGGCUACGUCUGCGCUUCCAAGUCAGGUACUUUCGUCAGUGCUCUCGGCUCUGCCAACUCUCCCGACCACGGCCCCAGGCGUUUGCUCGGCUCCGAUCGUUUCGAUUGUCACUUCUGUCGUGACUAAGGUCGUUACUGCUGUGCCCACCACUCUGGCCACAAUCGCCCUUCCUACGAUCACUCUAUAA
Messenger RNA from Recurvomyces mirabilis, 3300 nucleotides. RefSeq lists its product as uncharacterized. The transcript is spliced from 3 exons. The record is from RefSeq and is a predicted model, not a curated record. Lineage: Eukaryota; Fungi; Ascomycota; Dothideomycetes; Mycosphaerellales; Teratosphaeriaceae. The coding region runs from base 1 to 3300 and encodes 1099 amino acids.